This is a messenger RNA of Trypanosoma conorhini, 549 nucleotides long. RefSeq lists its product as uncharacterized. The coding region runs from base 1 to 549 and encodes 182 amino acids. NCBI's taxonomy places the organism in Eukaryota, Euglenozoa, Kinetoplastea, Trypanosomatida, Trypanosomatidae. The record is from RefSeq and is a predicted model, not a curated record. The transcript has a single exon.
AUGUGCUGCUGUCCUUGUUUCCGCGUACUGGUGUUGGUUUUGGCUAUAUUGGCCACCGCCUGUGCUGUGUGUGCCAACAUCUUCCCUGUCUUCCAGAAGAAGAAAGAGCUUGUGACGAUGAAGCAGACGCUGUGGUACAAUGAGGUGAUCUUGCCCGAUGGCAAUGAGACCGAGCAGAAGGUGAGUAAGAGCUUGUGCGGGCAGUACAAGCUGUUUUUCCGGGUCUCCGAGGGCACCGCUGUGGGUGCAGCUGGUGUUGGCCUCAUCAUUUUGGGGCUCGUCACUGCACACGUUAUUGCAAAUGUAAAGAACUGUUGCCUUACUAUAUGCAUAAGCUUAUUAGUUCUUCUUGCGUUUGCGGCGUCUGGGGUGUGCGUGGCCCUUCUUGUGUAUGGAUAUAUGAAGGGCUACUGCCAGGAUGACACUGCGCUGUCGCCCCUGUACUCUCCCUUCAAGGACCAGGACUACAAAUUUGCGGAGUCCUUCUACCUCAUCUGCGCCUCCUGUGCUCUCUUUCUCAUCUCCAGUUUCUUCCAGUGUUGUGCCUAG